UGUCCCACUUUAAGAUAAAGCAAAAGCAAGCAGCUUAGGGGAAAUAGAAAAGCAAAAGAAGAAAAAGAAAAACAUGAAAGGAAGAAAGAAAAGAAAACAAAAGCAAUAAAGAAAGAAAACAAAGACAAAAGGUUCUCAAAACUCCAUGAUUAUUCAAAUUCUCUCAAAAACAGUACCGAGCACUGCUAGUGUUCCCCCUACUUAAUCAGAACCUCUCAAACAACCUUCGAUCGGAACAACGUCUUCCUUUUUCUUCUGUAGAGAUCAUACCAAAAUUCAGAAAGCCAUGAACAGAGGUGUCUUGCAAAGCUCACCGGUGCAACAAAUGAUGGCUGCAAACCCUAACAAUUGGUGGAACAUCAACACCAUGCGCCCUCCUCCGCCUUCUCCUCCUCCUCCUUCUCAGCCUUCUUCUCCGUUCUUCUCCACUCCUUCCAACUUUCUAACUCCGUAUAAUACCUCUUCAUCUCUUCCUCUUCCUUCUUGGCAUGAUAACAAUCAAGAACUACCUGAGUCAUGGAGCCAGCUUCUCAUGAGUGGGAUGGUGUCUGAAGAAGAGAAAGGGGCUAUGUGCCAGGUUCAGCAACAAAUGCUGAGUCAGGCUUCAAGGGUUCCUAUUGUUGAUGUUAAGCAAGAAGGCUCGGUGAACAGCUACGUGUACGGUCAUGGAAACGAAGAGUUUCACCCAGCAAAGCCAACUUGGCCUCAAAUAGUGCCUUCUUCUUCCCCAAAAUCAUGUGUAACAAGUUUCAGCAGCAGCAUGUUAGAUUUCUCUAACAGUAACACAGAUGCUAGGCCUCCUCCUCCAGACCCAUCAUCAGAGUGUAAUAGCACUGCAGCUGGUGGGGCAAUCAAGAAAGCUAGGGUUCAACCGCCCACAACGCAGACGACCUUCAAGGUAUUUUUCAUCCAAUGAAAACUAUUAUACAGAAACUUCCAACCUCGAACACUUUUUCAGGCAAGCCAACACACAUAACCGCACACAAACAUCACAUGUGUGUGGCUGGUCACUAUUGUUUUUCUUGAUUGUCUUGUUCCU
Vigna umbellata (rice bean) is the source of this 1039-nucleotide messenger RNA. Lineage: Eukaryota; Viridiplantae; Streptophyta; Magnoliopsida; Fabales; Fabaceae. The record is from RefSeq and is a predicted model, not a curated record.